Messenger RNA from Fragaria vesca subsp. vesca, 1519 nucleotides. Its product is annotated as zinc finger CCCH domain-containing protein 13-like. Bases 1 to 1263 code for a protein of 420 amino acids. The record is from RefSeq and is a predicted model, not a curated record. NCBI's taxonomy places the organism in Eukaryota, Viridiplantae, Streptophyta, Magnoliopsida, Rosales, Rosaceae. The transcript has 11 exons. Gene Ontology annotation, molecular function: metal ion binding.
AUGGUGGAGCAGAGGAAGCUGUUCAAGACGAAGCUGUGCGCUUUGUAUGAGAGGGGGCGGUGUUCGCGGCAGAGCUGCUCUUUUGCUCAUGGCGAGGUUGAGCUACGUGGUUUUGAAGGCUCGUCUCACGGUAGGCGGGACUCUGGAGUUAGUGACUUGAGGGAGAGAAUUGACAGAAGCUAUUCUCCAAAGCGAGGGUAUUCACCAGCAAGAGAUGCCAGAGGCCGACAUACACUUCGUGAAUAUAGUCCAUCCAGGUCCCUCGAAAAAGAAAGUAAGAGAAGGAAGAGACAGCACCUGGAUGAUCACAGUGAUUAUUCUGGAAGUUUGAGAACUCCAAAUGAGCCUGAAGAUGAAGCUAAAGAAGCCAGAAGUGUUUUUCAAAAGCAGAUACAGGUAGUGCAGUCAGAGCUCAAAAUGGUUGAGCAACGCAGAUCUCAAUUAGAGGUCUACCUGGGAGAGAGGUCUCAAGAAGUGGGCAGUCUUACUUCAAAAAUUCAAGAGCUUGAGGCCCAAUUAUACAAAGAAAAAGAGGACUGUAAGAGGAUCUCCCAUAAAGUUAAGAAGUUUGUAAAAGCACAUUCUCAUCAUUCAAGGAUACAAGACCAACUUAAAAGAUCUCAGGUCCGACUAAAUAAGUUGGGAGAUCAGCUUGGUUUGGAUACUUAUGUAACUGAUGCCAAUGAAGAGGAUGCAAGCAUUAAUAUUGUCAGUGAUGGGGAGACUGAUUUUCCAGCCCCCUUACAUAAGAAGCGGAUGAUUGAUGUUUCUCCUAUCAAGAAAAGGCUCAAUUUAAAUAGGGAUCCUGCCCUAGAACCAAAAGCUGCUCAUUCAACAAGAAGGCCACAGAGGCUCUCUCGGUGGAACAUAAACCCUGCUCAAUCAAAUUUUGUGAAUGGAAAUGAUGCAAUGAACAACGGAAUUGGGAGUCCAAGGCUCUUAGCAAAGGACAGCAAGCUUGACAGGAGGAAGGCUGCUUUGCCAAGUGUCGUCUAUGCUGAUGUGUCAAAGAAUUCAGAGUCAGGACCUGCAGUACCCUCAACCAGCAUGGCAGCUCAUGCAGUGGAUACUGAAAUUGACAUUGAAUUGGACGGUAAACUUGAAAAUGUUGAUAUUGCUUCUAGAAGAAUCGAGGAGGAACCUACAUAUGAGAGUGGGAUAUUUUCACUUCCACUUCCUCCACCUCCCCCAUUCCCUCCAAAGAACUUUUCACAGCAUGAGGGCAAUGACGAGAUUGUAGAUAUUGUGGAUGGAGUUGAGUAGGAGAUAAGCAGCAAGAUGAUUACUCUCCUUGUUUGUGGAUGGAGUUGAGUAGGAGAUGACUAACAUGAUUAAUCUCUUCGUUUGGAGGUACUGGAAGGAGAGAUUAGUGAAUGUGCGGUACUUAAUACAGAUGGUGUGCUUGUUUUUUGGGCUGAGAAACAGCAAUUUUCCCUUUCUUUCCUUCCGUCCGUCAUACAUAUUAUUGUGUAUUUCACUUUGUUCUCAUAAUUAUAUUAUAGAACUUCCAUUUUUUUCC